Bufo bufo (common toad) is the source of this 3022-nucleotide messenger RNA. RefSeq names its product acyl-CoA synthetase long chain family member 4 (gene ACSL4). The coding region runs from base 374 to 2509 and encodes 711 amino acids. The record is from RefSeq and is a predicted model, not a curated record. Lineage: Eukaryota; Metazoa; Chordata; Amphibia; Anura; Bufonidae. Gene Ontology annotation, biological process: neuron differentiation; long-chain fatty acid metabolic process; long-chain fatty-acyl-CoA metabolic process. The transcript is spliced from 16 exons. Gene Ontology annotation, molecular function: arachidonate-CoA ligase activity. Gene Ontology annotation, cellular component: plasma membrane; lipid droplet; endoplasmic reticulum.
CGGAGCUUGAGGUUACUGUCGGUCAUUUACCUGAGGAGAAGGCGGCGGCGGUGGAGAUACUGAGACCGGGAGAGAUAGUAAGAAGUGUCCUCCUCCUCUUUCUUCUAGCGGAGCCGUUAUCUCCUCCAUCACCAGCAGCGUCCUCCGAUUCCCAAAAAAGUAAGAAGAUUAUCCAGAGCAGACAGUCCUAUCUCACAAGUCUUGGCUCCAAAAGACUAAACUCACAGUAGUUUUGCCGCAAAGUGAUAAGUAAUGCUUGCCUUCUUGCACUGCUGCCUUCGGUAAACACCUUCUGCCGCUGCUUUAUAAGUUUUCCUUAAGAACCCAAAGAAUAUUGAGGCGAGCACAGAGCCCAAAUAGUCAUACCAGUGCCAUGAAGCUUAAGGCAGAAGUGAGCACUGUUGUAUUGCUGCCUGUCUACCUUUUAAUGUUUGUGUACAGCGCACUCACGUUUUUACCGUGGUAUUUUCUCACGAAUGCAAAGAAGAGAAAGGCUAUGGCCAAAAGGAUAAAAGCAAAGUCCGUUUCGGAGAAAAUUGGGAGCCCCUACAGGGCCAUUAGCCACUUUGAUUCACUGGCCACCAUAGACAUUCCCGGAGCCGACACAUUGGACAAACUGUUUCAACAUGCAGUGGCAAAGUUUGGCAAUAAAGACUGUCUCGGUAUAAGGGAGGUCCUGAGCGAGGAAAAUGAGAAGCAACCGAACGGCAAAGUUUUUAAGAAGUUAAUUUUAGGGGAAUAUCGGUGGUUAAGUUAUGAAGAAGUUAACACAAGGGUCAACCAUUUUGGAAGUGGGUUGGCUGCACUAGGCCUGAAACCGAAGAGCACAGUUGCCAUUUUCUGUGAGACCAGGGCGGAGUGGAUGAUUACGGCACAAACCUGCUUCAAGUACAACUUUCCUUUGGUCACGCUGUAUGCCACACUUGGCGAGGAUGCUAUUGUCUAUGGCCUGAAUGAGUCUGGAGCGACACACCUCAUUACCAGUUCUGAGCUGCUAGAAACUAAGCUGAAGGGUGUGCUGUCACAAAUCGGCAACAUCAAGCACAUCAUCCAUGUUGGAAAGAAGAACAUCAACAAAUCUGAAUAUCCUGCAGACAUAGAAGUUCAUAGCAUCGAACAAAUAGAGGAGUUGGGUGCCAAGCCUGAGAAUUUGAACAACCCUCCCAGCCGACCUAUACCCAGCGACCUAGCGGUGGUGAUGUAUACCAGCGGUUCAACUGGCAGACCUAAAGGCGUGAUGAUGAUACACAGCAAUUUAAUAGCUGGCAUGGCUGGACAGUGUGAACGGAUACCUGGACUUGGGCCCAAAGACACCUAUAUUGGAUACUUGCCUCUAGCACAUGUACUAGAGAUGACUGCAGAGAUAUCAUGCCUUACCUAUGGGUGUAGAAUUGGUUACUCCUCUCCACUAACACUAUCAGAUCAGUCCAGUAAAAUUAAGAAGGGAAGCAAAGGUGACUGCUCUGAACUGAGGCCCACACUGAUGGCUGCUGUGCCUGAAAUCAUGGAUCGCAUUUACAAGAAUGUCAUGAGCAAAGUGCAAGAAAUGAAUGUUUUCCAGAGAACCCUGUUCAAGCUGGGCUAUGACUACAAGCUGGAGCAAAUUAAGAAGGGAUACGAUGCCCCGUUAUGUAACGUCAUACUAUUCAAAAAGGUCAAAGCUUUAUUAGGAGGGAAUGUCCGUAUGAUGCUGUGCGGCGGGGCUCCCUUAUCUCCACAGACCCAAAGGUUUAUGAAUAUCUGUUUCUGCUGUCCAGUUGGUCAGGGAUAUGGAUUAACAGAAACGUGUGGGGCUGGUACCAUCACAGAAGUAACGGACUACAGCACUGGCAGAGUGGGCGCUCCUCUUAGCUGCUGUGAAAUUAAACUCCGUGACUGGUUGGAAGGAGGUUAUACAAAUGAAGACAAACCUCACCCAAGGGGAGAGAUUGUCAUCGGAGGACAAAAUGUUUCCAUGGGCUAUUUCAAAAACGAAGAAAAGAGCUUGGAGGAUUUCUAUGUAGAUGAAAACGGUCAGAGGUGGUUCUGCACUGGGGACAUCGGGGAGGUUCACCCUGACGGCUGCUUGCAAAUAAUUGAUAGGAAGAAGGAUUUGGUAAAAUUGCAGGCCGGAGAGUAUGUGUCAUUGGGCAAAGUGGAAGCUGCUUUAAAAAACUGUUCUCUCGUUGACAACAUCUGUGCCUAUGCCAACAGUCUCCAGUCUUACGUGAUUAGCUUUGUCGUUCCUAAUCAGAAGAAGCUGACCGGUUUAGCACAACAGAAAGGGAUCGAAGGAACUUGGGAGGAAAUCUGCAACAAUCCCACAAUGGAGGCAGAGGUGUUGAAGGAGAUUAAGGAGGUUGCAUCUUCAAUGAAAUUGGAGCGAUUUGAAAUUCCAAUCAAGGUACGGCUCAGCCCGGACCCCUGGACUCCUGAGACAGGUCUUGUUACGGAUGCCUUCAAGCUGAAGAGGAAAGAGCUGAAGAACCACUAUUUAAAUGAUAUUGAGCGCAUGUACGGAGGGAAGUAGGAACCUGGCUCCAUAUGGACUAUACAUUUGGAUUUCUGGUUUUGUUUGUCCUUGUUACCUUUUGUUUUCCCCUGUCAGACAAAAGGACGCCUUUCUACAGACUGGAUAAACAUUCUAUCUAUGGGAUAUGUGAUGACUAUGCAUGUUUGUGCAGUUACAGUUGAAGAGACGUAUAAUUUAUAUAUUUAUUUUAUUUUUUUUCAGUUUGCACUCAAAUGUAAAACCACUGACACACAUGAAUUCAGAAUGGAUAUUUAUCAGAACAAAAUCUAUACAUACAACAGGCACCAACCUGACAUUGUGGACGUAUAACUUUCAUGAAGUUCAUGUCAUUUUAAGAUUCUUUGGCCUCUUGCACAUGAACGCUAUGCAUCCGUUCCAUGCAUUGGGAACUGCAAUUUGCAGUACCCAAUGCACGGUCGGCAGCCGUGACGGAUUGAGACCCAUUCAACUUGAAUGGGUCCGUGAUCUGUCUGCACCGCAAAAAAAAUAGAACAAGUUCUGUUUUUUUGC